AUGCUUGUAAAUAACUCUGACUUCUCUAAAACUGAUGAUGAUUUGGAGAUGCUCAAAGUUGUUACUAUGGAUGAGGAACAACUAGAUAGUGAGAUAGGAUCAAGCUCACGUCGUGGUUCUGUUCGAUGUCGUAAAGUCAUUCAUCGUGACCAUAUUCAAGGUCAUGAAAGGCGUUUUCUUGACUAUUUUGCUGAAUCGUCUGUAUAUCCUCCUAAGCUAUUUCGAAGGAGGUUUCGGAUGAAUUGUUCACUUUUUCUUCGAAUUCAAGUUGUAAUAAAAGCGCACGAUUCAUACUUUAUCCAAAAAAGAAAUUGUGCUAGAAAGCUUGGUUUGUCUUCUCUUCAGAAGAUAACUGUUGCACUUAGGAUGCUUACUUAUGGAGUAGCCAUUGAUUUUAUAGACAAAUAUGUUAGAAUUGGAGAAAGCACUAUAAUAGAAACUUAA
Camellia sinensis is the source of this 444-nucleotide messenger RNA. NCBI's taxonomy places the organism in Eukaryota, Viridiplantae, Streptophyta, Magnoliopsida, Ericales, Theaceae. The record is from RefSeq and is a predicted model, not a curated record.